AUGAUGGAGGUGCUGAACGACGCGGAACGGAGCGCAAUAGGCGCGGCAGACGCUGUGAAGCAACUGCUGGACGCACUGAAAGGGCAUCUCAAAGAGGUGACGAGCAACACUGUAGCGCACGUGGAGGUGGAACGAGAUGCUGCCUCGCGGCUGCAGGGCGCAGCAAUGGAGGCGGCCAACAGAGGAAUGAGGUUUAUCAACGCAUGCAUGAGGAUGAAUGAGGAAUUGCAGCAACUGCCACGCCUCACUGCACAAGUCAAGGAAUUGAGCCGCAAAGUGGAUGAAUUCGAGUCCCAGCUUAACAGACUCCUUCCACGCUGA
Molecule: messenger RNA, 321 nt
Organism: Closterium sp. Yama58-4
Lineage: Eukaryota; Viridiplantae; Streptophyta; Zygnematophyceae; Desmidiales; Closteriaceae
Source: the annotation of a GenBank genome assembly